Messenger RNA from Rubroshorea leprosula, 1462 nucleotides. NCBI's taxonomy places the organism in Eukaryota, Viridiplantae, Streptophyta, Magnoliopsida, Malvales, Dipterocarpaceae. The record is from the annotation of a GenBank genome assembly.
CAUAUACUAGCUUCUUUUAUUGAUCUUCUACACCAGACUUUGGCAUUAGCUCUGCUGCAACUGGAUCGGAGACUCUUAGCGACAGCUUGCUAGGGCUCAUGGCGAAGGCAGGACAACAGGAUUUCUUCGCAGGAAGUGAAGGGGGGAAGAAUUCCCUGCCAGAUCUUAAUUCUGGGGGCUCUUUAACAUACAAUGAGUUAUUGGCAAGGACGCUACUAGAGUUGUCAAACAUUACGGGAACGCAAUUUGACAGCCAACAAUAUUGUCAACCAGCUGGAACGAGCAGUGGAGUGGUGCAUGGUCAGCAUCAAACCAAUAUCAAUGUUUCAAGAACUUUUCCGGCUCUAGGGAAGACUGUAAAUCUGAAGAAAAGAGAAGCUGACAGAGCAUACAGACAAAGACAGAAGGUAACACUGUGUAUCUCCUUUCUAAUGAUAUUUCUCAUUUUCAUAUAUAUGUUGAGUUAUCUCACGGGUGGUGUAGUAAAUGAAUCUCACAUCUCAACAAUAGAGUGAAAUUCAGCAAGUGGUUUAUAUAUGUGGAGAUCUAUGAAUUAAACAGCAAGGGAAAAUACAAAUGCAAAACAGCGUAGACAGGCUUUCUGUUGAGAAUGCAAAUUUGAGGAAAGAAAAUGAAAUCUUGAAACUUGGCAAUGCUUCAAGGGAAAAAACUUUGCAAUGUCAAGCAGAAAUUAUAGAUCAGGUGAAAAGGGAUCUUGUCAAACUGAAGUCCAACAAUGAGCUGGCAGACCAAUUACAAUUGUUGCAGGAUUUGACGAAGUUCAUAGAAGAGAGGGACAAACAUCAUGUGAAGCCAACACAAUAUCCAACUCCUUCAGAUGAAGGAAGGCACUUAGAAAAAGAAAUUUCAGCUGGUAAUUUGGAUGGUUAUGACUCUAAGGAUGAAAAUGAUUCUAGUAAGAAAAAGAAGCGUGCGGCUCAUUCAGCUCCAAGUGAACGUUGUUCUGGCAAGGUUCCUAAGUUUGCGUGUCAUGAUGCCAGAGCUGUUCAGGUCGUUGAUCCUCACUCCAUUGCUAAAUGCCUUGAUAUUUUAAAAACCAUGGGAGACAUACCGUAUCCUAUCGUACAGAAAGCAACAGCUAAAUUUAAGUCACCUGAUGAAAGGGAGAUUUUUGUUGGACUAACUGUAGAUUGGAGAAAGGAAUGGGUCAAACAUUUAGAGUGAUGCUUGAAGAAAUUUUUCGAGUUAUAUUUACCCUUUAGGAAAGAAUCUCUUUUUUUUUUUUGAUCAAAGGAAGCAUCCCUUUUUUUUUUUUUUACGUCAGGAACUAUUUAUAGUAUAUUAAUUAUACAUGCUACCUACUGUGAUGACUUUGAAUUUUUUUUGGGUUAAAGCCAAUUGUAGUCUUACUUUGUGAAAAUGUUCAUUACCAUCCCUCUACUAAGGAAAUGUUCAAUGUCAUCCCUCUAUUUUUCUUGCACCAUAAAUGUUAUCCCUUUAC